Acyrthosiphon pisum (pea aphid) is the source of this 2007-nucleotide messenger RNA. RefSeq lists its product as uncharacterized. NCBI's taxonomy places the organism in Eukaryota, Metazoa, Arthropoda, Insecta, Hemiptera, Aphididae. The record is from RefSeq and is a predicted model, not a curated record.
GAAAAUGGUGAUACACUUUGUGAUCAAAAACAAUCAUUACAGCAGCUGAUUUUCAAUUUGUACACAACAUUGCAUCUUACUCAGUUAAAAGGAUUUUCUGUUAUGCAAUAUUCAUGGAUGUUAUUGCAAACGUAUGGAAAAGGAAAUUUUACAUUUGAAAGAACAAAACAAUUGGAACAUUUUGAGAAAAAAAUCAUUGAACAACUCGAUGCCUUAAAAUCUUCGAUCAUUUCUGCAAGUAAUAUAUACUGGAGAUGUGACCCAGCAAAACAUGUAAAGGAUACAACUUAUUCAGAAGUUACACAGUUAUUACAGGGUUAUAUAGAAAAUGAAGCCGAUAUGAACAGAGAGCAGAGUUGCAUGAAAGAUUGUUCAUACUAUGAAGUUGCAGAACAUAAAUCAUGUUUUAGAGAUCAAUUGUGUGCUAAACAGCGUGUUUGUAAUGGACGUUUAUUAAAUUGUCAGUAUAUUGAUUCUGACAUGAGAAUUUGUCAGUCUAAAUUUGGAAGCAGUAGGCGAUAUGAUUAUAUUGCAUAUGAAAAAGGUAAAGUCUUGGGUGAUUCAUCAGUUGAAUGCAAAGGUACAACAAGUAUGGUAGACAGCUGGUGGACAUUUUUGGUUUGGCAUUGUUCUUAUUGUUUUUGCAUUUGCGAUUCAAAUGAUUCUGGUUCUGAUAGAUACUUCAGUUUAAAACCUUCAGUAUCUAAUAUUAAAAACAAUAUGGUUAUAACCGGUGUGAGGUUCAUUAAAGUUAAACAAAUGUUCCAUUUACAAGCCCAAGAAGGUGAACUUGGCCCUCGGGGAGGAAUUAGUGAAUCUUCCAGACAAUGGCUUGAAGUACCUGGUUCUGAGUUUUCAUAUAAGAAUAAAACAUUAAAAGAUGGUGUUGACUAUCAUACAUUAACAUACGAAUCCCGCAUUAUUGAUAUUGAUAAUGUAAUUGCUCCUGAAAAUACGGUUGUGACAGGAUUAAAAUUUAGAAAGAUUGGAUCUCACCUUAAUAUCGAAGUCCGCAUUACUCCUUUUGAUUUUAUGACUGGUGAACUUAUUGAACCUGAGUUGAAAAGUUAUUGGAUCGGAAAUGAAAACACUGAAUUGUCCAUAAAUCCAAGAACCGAAAUUGACAUAAAUAAUUCAGAUUUGCCUACCAAAUCAAGUACUGCAUCUGAACCAGAUAUGUCUUCAAAUAAAUUCCUUAAGUUUACACAUUCAUCUAUUGACCGUGAUGUUGCACAAACAACAUUACCUUUUAUUGACAUGCAAACAGUAGCACCAUUUCCUGGAGUGCCACUUUCCGGAAUAGGAAUUUACUAUAAAGGAACAAAAAGUUUUGGUGGAUUCAUUGGCGCUAAUGUUUUUACUUACAAUUUAAGUAAUAACAUAAAUCCCAAAUUAUUCCAAAUACAUACAGUUUAAAAUAUUGUUAAUUAUUUUAAUCUGUAUUCUGUAAUAUUAAGUACCUAAAUAACUUGUAACAUUAAUUAAUCUCAAUUUGUAUAAUGAUAAAAUACUAUGCCUAUAAAAAUGUGCCAAAGUAAAACUUUAUUUAUUUUAUCUGAAUUGCAUAUUAUAUUUAAAUUGAAGUCAAGAUUUACAAAUAAUAUUUUUAGUAAUGGUAAUUUAUACCUUAUAUAUUUCAUUUUAAUAUUUUUUUGUUUUUAUUUUUAUUCGUUUUAUAUGUAAAGUUAGAAGAACAGAAGUCCUAAAAUUGUGAACAUUAUUAAUUAAGCACUAUGUUAUUUAAAAAUAUGCAUAUGCACUUUUCUUGAUUAUUAUGUUUAUCAAUACCUAUUUUAAUAUAUUUUGUAUUUUAUAUAAUUAAUAUAUGAUCAAAUAUAAUAUAUUAUGUAUUUUAUAUAAUUAACUUAUGAUCAAAUAUAAUAUAUUAUGUAAUGUAAUUUUUUUUUUAAAACAGUUGUGCAAUCUGCCGUUUUUGAAAUAUUUGGCUGCAUAUCUGACUGUAUAGUUUGAAUUUUGGUUUAAUAAUAAAAGUAUAAAACAGCUAAG